Trichomycterus rosablanca is the source of this 5451-nucleotide messenger RNA. It is a transcript of the gene phf3, whose product is annotated as PHD finger protein 3. Gene Ontology annotation, biological process: DNA-templated transcription. The transcript is spliced from 14 exons. NCBI's taxonomy places the organism in Eukaryota, Metazoa, Chordata, Actinopteri, Siluriformes, Trichomycteridae. Bases 93 to 5093 code for a protein of 1666 amino acids. The record is from RefSeq and is a predicted model, not a curated record.
UAGAUGGGAUUAGAGACGGGACUGCGGGGAGCUGCUACACUAUUCACACAACUUCCGAACGAUGCUCUGGAUCCUCGGCUGUAAGAGCACCCAUGGAUAUCGUCGGCACGUUUAACCACUUGAUCCCCAGCGACCAGCUGGAGGACUCGCUGCUCCUGGGCCAGAACCUGGAAUGCGAGGCGGGCGAGGAGUUCGCCUCGGGCCGCGGCCCGGCCGAGGACUCGUUCAAGAACAUGCUCAGCGACAAGGACCCCAUGUUCGGCUCGGCGUGCGGCGCGCAGUACCUCCUGGAGCACGAGGACCAGAACUUCCAGCUCGCCGGAUCGCUAGUAUCGGAACAUGACGUGAACGACGCAGGAUUCGCCCGGAUGGGCGCAGACGGGGACGAGGCGCGAUCCAAGCUCCUCCGGGGAAGGAGGAAAUCCGGCGGGCCGUUCCAGCGCAGACAGACCGCGUCCAGAGGUCGAGCCAGAGGUGGACGGCGCGUCGGCCCUUUCAGAGGAGCCUCCGCCGGACGCAAACCGGCGGAGGAGGAACGCGAGUCGGGAAGUCGGGAGGCCUCGACGAGCCGCCGCUUCGACGCCCGCGAGGUCGAGGCGUCCAUGAACCCCGUGGUGGUGCUGCGGCGCCUGACGGUCACCGUCGGCGGCUUCAGGAUCGAGCUGCUCCCGGGGCCGUGUCACUCCUCCGCGGGGACCUUCGACGCCGAAGCGCUCCGAUCCCCGAGCCUCCACCAGGACGAUCCCGCGACCGCCGACAGCAACGGUCUCGAGCGGGAGGUCGAGCGUCCGGCUCCUCCGGGUGAAGAGCUUAGCGGCGUUCCCGGCGCGCCCAUGGAUUUCGGACCGUGCGUCAAUCCUAACGACGUGCAGCACACCAACGGCGCGGACUCCGAACCCGGCAAGCAGGGCGCCCCCAAACCGCAGGAGAAGACACCCAGACUAGAAAAACACGCCGCGAAGAAGCCCAAACCGGCCACGCCUGCUCCUCAGGCGCCAUCCGUAACCAAAAGCAACCCAGAUUUGGCGCAAAAAGGCUCCAAGCUUCUAAAAGCGCCCGAUAAGAAGCUCCCGAAAGCUGCGCCGGAACACCGAGAGCACGCCAAAGCGGGCUCGAAGAUCCCGGAGUCGCCGGCGAAGCCCAGAAAGCCGUCCUCGGAUUCGGGACAGUCCGACAAGUCCCCCCAGUUACAGAAGAGACCGCAGAGUCACCCGGAGGACGAGCAGGACAGGGGGAGAACCAAGAAACCCGAGAAGAUCGCGCAGAGGCUGAGGAGUCGCAGCGGCCGGAGCGUUUCCGUCGACGAGCCCGAGCUGUUCGUCCCCGAUAACGCCCCCGCACCCAAGAAGGACGCCGAUCCGGCCCACGAGGCCGUCUGGGAUUCGACCAAACAGUGCGGACUGUGCGAGAAACCCCACAGCAACAGGUACGCCCGGUUACUCGUUGACUCCUCGUGUUCUUUCAAGGGGGUCGCCGGUGCCGAAACCACAGCGCGCGCGUGUGUGUGUGUGUGUGUGUGCACUCCCAGGUUCAUGGUGGGCUGCGGGCGCUGCGACGACUGGUUCCACGGCGACUGCGUGGGCCUGGACCUGGCCAAGGUCCAGCAGAUGGAGAAGGACGACCAGGAGUACGUCUGCCUCAAGUGCUGCGCCCACGAGGACAGGAGGCACCGGGACGAACCGGGCGCGACGGCCGGCGGGAUCCGGACCUCUCGGAAGGUGAGCGGGUCUCGCGGCGACCCCGCCGUCACGCUUCACACGGUACAUCUCGAACCGCCGCUAAUCGGUUGUUCUCUGGAUUCGAAGCAGGACUCGGAGGAGAGAAGGGCUUCCACGGACUCGGCGGCGAAACCCGGCUCGAGUGCCAAGAACGACCCGAGGUCGGCUAAAAGCUCGCUCCCGAGCUCCAAGAAACCGUCCACGGGACAGAUCCGGAGGAGCGUCCGCGACUCGCUGGAGGAGAUCCUCCUGAAGAGGCUGAAGGAGUCGGACCUGAAGGUCUCCAAGGAGAAGCCGGCCGAGCUGGCCAAGGCCACCGAGAAGGAGCUCUACGCCCUCUUCCAGGGCGUCGACGGCAAGUACAAGAGCAAGUACCGCAGCCUGACGUUCAACCUGAAGGACGCCAAGAACAACGUGCUGUUCAAGCGCGUCCUGAGGGGCGAGGUCCACCCCCGAGAUCUGGUCCGUAUGAGCGCCGAAGAGCUGGCCUCCAAGGAGCUGGCGGCGUGGCGGCAAAGAGAGAACCGGCACACGAUCGAGAUGAUCGAGAAGGAGCAGCGCGAGGUGGAGCGACGCCCCGUCACCAAGAUCACGCACAAGGGCGAGAUCGAGAUCGAGAACCCGGAGGAGGCGAGGCCGAUCCCCGAAGUCACGACGGAGCCGGUCCCGAAGGUCGCCGAGGCGGCCGAGGAGAGAGCCCCGGAGUCGGAGCCGGAGAGUCCGAGCAAGGUGAAGGACACGACCGGCCUGCACAAGUCUCACCUGUUCGACCUUCACUGCAAGAUCUGCACAGGUCGAAUGGCACCGCCGGUUGAAGAGGCGUCCACUAAGGUAGUGAAGGUGGCCACGACGGUCAUAAGGAGGCAGUCCGCGGCGACGGACGGAGACCAAGCGGCGACGCCCAAAUCCCCUCCCGCGACUCCGUCUGCGCCGGUGGACGACCUGUCCCUGAGGGCCAUGGAAGAAGGACUUCUGAACUUCCCAGCCUAUGAGUCAAGGUUGGAGAGCGUGAGCGCUAAAGAAGACACGGCGGCCUUCCUCGCUAAUUUAGACCCCUCCUGGAGCGGUCACGUAGACAUGCCGGCGGUGGCCCGCUUCCAAACCAGAGCGUACCCGGUGUCCGGGACUAUGGACCACCUUUGCGAGGACCUGCCGGAGACCGCCCAGGUGGGCGGGAGGAUCUCCCCCCAGACCGUCUGGGACUACGUGGAGAAAAUCCGCGCCUCCGGAACGAAGGAGAUCUGCGUCAUCCGCUUCGCCCCGGACACGGAGGAGGACGAGAUCUCGUACACCCUGCUGUACGCCUACUUCAGCAGCCGCAGGCGGUACGGCGUGGUCGCCAACAACCGCAGGCAGGUCAAGGACAUGUACCUCAUCCCUCUGGGGUCCACCGAGAAGAUCCCGCACCAGAUCGUACCGUUCGACGGACCGGGUCUCGAGAGCAACCGUCCGAACCUCCUCCUGGGUCUGAUCAUCCGCCAGCGCCCCAAACGAGACUACGGCGCCCUCCUACCGAGCGUCGCCACCGAACCCCCGAGUUUCCUGAUCGAGAGCAGACCUCCGACAGACCCCGCCCCCAUACCCCCGGUGUCCCGGGACGAUAAGAAAGACCCCGUCGGCGCCCGGGCGGCGAAGGUGCCCGACGCGAGCCCCGCCAAACCCGCGGCCAACGAGCCUCCGCCGGAGACGGACGCGGAGAAGAACGUCUCGCUGCGCUUCCUGCCCGGGGUCCUGACGCAGCCGGCGUCCGCGGGCGACGGGGCGAAGGGCGCGACUUCGACCGCCGACUGCGCCGCCCCCAAGACGCCCACCACCCCCAGACUCGGCGCUUUCAUCAUCAGGAAGAAGGAGCACAGAGGCGUCAGGACGGAGUCGGAGGAGAGGCGGGGCGAGGGCGAGACUCCGCGGGGGGUGGUCUUCUCUCUGAAGGACAAACCAGGAGACGUUUCCACGGAAGCCUUCCUCUCCAGCCUGUCGGCCAAUCGGACAAGCGACCCGGGAACUACGAGCGACUCUGCCGCACGGUCCGAUCAAGGAACCCACCUGAUCGCCGAUCAAGGCGGCAAGGAGGCAGCGCCAGGUUCAGACGCCGCAUCCGUGACCGAUGCCAAAGAGCCGGACACGGCGCCACCUUCGGAGGACCAAUCUUCAGCCACCCAUCCCACAGCUUCUGGAGUGGCAUCGAGCAGCCAGUCUGCAGCCCCAGAAGAAGCAUCAGCUGACCAGUUUGCAGCCUCGGAGACGAUGCCAACCAGCGAAUCUUCUGUCUCUGAGUGGACAUCAAACAUCCAGUUGGCAGCUUCUGAGGCAACGUCAGCCAGAGGGUCUUCAGCGUCCGAGUGGACAGCCACCCAGUUGGCAACCUCAGAGGCAACCUCAGAGGCAACUCUAAAGGCAACGUCAAUCACCCAGUUGGCAUCUCCAAAGGCAACUCGAGAAGCAACCCCAUUGGCAACUCAAGAAGCAACGUCAGCCACCCAGUUGGCAUCUCCAGAGGCAACUCUAAAGGCAACGUCAACCUCCCAGUUGGCAUCUCCAGAGGCAACUCUAAAGGCAACGUCAACCUCCCCAUUGGCAACUCCAGAGGCAACUUUAAAGGCAACGUCAACCUCCCAGUUGGCAUCUCCAGAGGCAACUCUAAAGGCAUCGUCAACCACCCCAUUGGCAACUCCAGAGGCAACUCCAGAGUUCAAAGCCAUUGAAGAUAUCCAGAACAUCACCACUAUUUCCUCCUUGCAGCAGUCAAGGCCACGCCUUCUGUGCCCCAAGACUUACAACACAGCAAGUCACGGUCCUCCACCGUCCGUCUUUCCUCCCUAUCUCCACCCCGGACCGAUACCCACGUACCCGCACCAGCCUAACCCGGUCCCAUUCAUGCCCCUGCAUCAGCAGGCUCCCUUGUCUCCGUUCGGCUACCUACCCGGUCCGCCUCCUCCUCCCAUCAUGUUCCCUCAAAGCAAUCCCCAGAUCCGGAUGCACGGCCCGCCCUGGGUCCCGCCGGUGCCCCCUCGGGCUUGCUUCCCGCAGCCCGUCCCCGAGGCGCCCCCGCCCCCACCGCCCUACGGUGCCUCGAGGUUCCCGGAUUCCGGCGCAAAGUCCUACAAGAAGGAAGAGCGAGAGCACUACGGGAGGCACCGGCACAAGAGCCACCACCACCACGAGCGAGACCGGCACAAGGCCCGGAGCAGGAGCCGGAGCAGGAGCCGCAGCAGGAGUCAGAGCAGGAACAGGCACAAAAGCAAACACGACAGAGAAGAGAGGCACGGCGAGAAGAAGAAGGAGCGACACCACAGCAGCCAUUACAAGGAACGGGAGCGGGACAGGAGCCGGGACAGGGACAAGCACCGGAGAGACUCCAGAGACGGACACUCCUGAUCUCCGCCUCCGUUCGGCCCUCGUUUUAUAGACUGAGUGGAACUUUUAGUAGCUUUUAGUUCCUUUCGCUUCCCGUUUGGUUUUUAAUCAGUUUGCGAUUUGACAGCAGGUCCCGGAAGGUCAAAAAAAAUCUGAGUUUCUUAAUAAAAAAAAUAAAAUAAAAAAAAAGAACAUAUUUUGUAUUUCCGUUGAUUGAGAAUAAAAUCGUCUGUACAUUUUGCUUCCUUUGAUCUUAGAGAUAAGACAUGUGUACAGUUCAUAAGAUCUUUUUAUUGUUGAUUGAGAAACUAAUACUAAUAAAAUAAACCUUUUAUUAAUAAACGUUUCGGAGCGUUAUUACAGACGACGGACACGAUAA